GAUCCACGUCGUCGUUUCCCGUAGGUAAAGCAUCCUGCUCAAGCUCGCCUUCGCGACCGCCACUGCAAACACCCAACAACGAACAACAGCGAGCUGCUGCUGCUUCUUCAGGAGCCGCCAUUGACGAUGGCUCUGCUCAAGCGAAGCGCCCGCCUCCGCCUCGCUCUCCCUCGCCUCCCGCCUCUCUCCGGCGGUCCUCUCUCUUACUCCACCGGCCACCUUCAAGAAGAGCGAGAAGGAGACGGAGAAGGAGAAGGAGAAGAAGAAGAGCCGGGAAGCCGCGAGCUCGCCGCCCCCUCUCCUCCUCUCUCCCCCGAAGAAACCCUAGUCGCCGACAACCUCCACGCCCUGAUCAGGGAGCACCACCGCCGGAACCCCGGCCUUCUCGCCCCCACCCUCGCCCCGCCGCCGGACCCCCGCCUCACCAUCCCCGCCCUCUCCCUCGACUUCUCCCGAGUCUCCCCCGCCCGCCCCAUCUCCUCCCGCGUCGUCCGCCGCGUCGUCGAGAGAUGCGGCGACCUCCGCCACGGCGUCCCCUUCCUCCAGGCGCUCGCCUUCUUCAACUGGGCCGCCGCCUCGUCGCAGCAGGCGGAGCUCGCGUCCCCGGCUCCUUACAACGAGAUGAUCGACCUCGCCGGGAAGGUCCGGCAGUUCGAGGUGGCGUGGCACUUGAUCGACCUCAUGAAGUCGCGAGGUAUUGAGAUUAAGGUGGGGACUUUCGCGAUUUUGAUCCGCCGUUAUGUUAGGGCGGGAUUGGCUGCCGAGGCUGUCCACGCCUUUAAUCGGAUGGAGGAGUACGGUUGCCGGCCUGAUAAGGUCGCCUUCUCGAUUGUUAUUAGUAUGUUGAGUAAGAAGAGGAGGGCGGUCGAAGCUCAAUCUUUUUUUGAUAGUCUGAAGGAUAGGUUCGAGCCUGAUGUCGUUGUGUACACUAGCUUGAUUCAUGGGUGGUGCCGAGCCGGUAACAUCUCCGAGGCGGAGAGGGUGUUUGGGGACAUGAAAACGGCGGGGAUAAAGCCCAAUGUGUAUACUUAUAGCAUUGUGAUUGAUGGGCUGUGUAGGUGCGGGCAAAUUACACGUGCCCAUGAUGUUUUUGCGGAGAUGAUUGAUGUUGGGUGCCAACCGAAUUCUAUAACCUUUAACAAUUUGAUGCGAGUUCAUGUGAAAGCCGGCAGGACCGAGAAGGUUCUGCAGGUGUAUAAUCAGAUGAAGAGGCUCGGGUGUCCGGCGGAUACGAUUACUUAUAAUUUUCUCAUCGAGACUCAUUGUAAAGGCGAAAGUCACGAGGAAGCUAUGAAGGUGCUUAAUUCGAUGGUUAAGAAAGGCUGCAACCCCAAUGCAUCCACUUUCAAUCCGAUAUUUAGAUGCCUUGCAAAAUUGAGAGAUGUAAACGGUGCUCACAGGUUGUAUGCUAGGAUGAAGGACUUGAAAUGUACGCCUAAUACAGUGACGUACAAUAUACUGCUGCAGAUGUUUGCUGACUCAAAGUCAACUGACAUGGUUAUCAAGUUGAAGAAGGAAAUGGAUGAGAAUAACGUGGAGCCCAAUGUGAACACAUUCCGGAUUUUGAUCUCGAUGUACUGUGGGAUGGGGCAUUGGAACAAUGCCUACAAGUACUUUCUAGAAAUGAUUGAAGCCAAGUGCUUGAAACCUGGUUUGCCUGUUUAUCAGAUGGUUCUAGAGCAGCUUAGGAAGGCAGGGCAGCUGAAGAAGCAUGAGGAGUUAGUGGAGAAAAUGGUGGAUAGGGGAUUUGUUGCUCGACCUUUGUAGGAUUGCGCUCACCUGCAAAUGCAGGUCAAGUAAGUUACAUAAUGUCCUAGCAUUAGUUUCCAAACAAUCUUUUUUGUUUUUUCUUCAUGUUGAAAUGCAUAAGAAUAGAGUUUAGCAUUUGACAUUUCUUCAGGGCAACAAUAUAUUAAUGCGGAACUAUACUUUGUUGCCUUGUUUGUAACUCAAAAGCAAAUUCUGGUAUGAAUAUUUAUCGGUGAUCUCUCUUCCUCUGGAA
Syzygium oleosum is the source of this 2002-nucleotide messenger RNA. RefSeq names its product pentatricopeptide repeat-containing protein At1g20300, mitochondrial. Bases 127 to 1767 code for a protein of 546 amino acids. Lineage: Eukaryota; Viridiplantae; Streptophyta; Magnoliopsida; Myrtales; Myrtaceae. The transcript has a single exon. Gene Ontology annotation, molecular function: protein binding. The record is from RefSeq and is a predicted model, not a curated record.